AUGGCGGCCCUCGGUCAACCUUCCACUAGGAGGAAGAACCUAUUCAAGGGUACUGUCGAGACUCCUCAUCCAGUUCACACCAGGGAUAAGUCCCCAGAGGCUGCGUCUGCCAUCCAUGUCACCAGAUCGAAGGCGCCCACCGGCCGCAUCUACCGAAAGGGCGAGCUCAUAGAUGGCUGGGAGGUCGGCACUGACCCCAAAGUCGAUACCUCGGGUGUGUUUGAAUUCGGUGGUAGCGUUGGCGUGUUCUGCCUGAUGAUAGGUUUCCCCCUGCUUAUGUGGUACAUGUGGAUUGGCGCCACUUACUACGAUGGAAAGCUGCCUUCGCGCGAGGAGGGCCAAAGCUGGGGCGAGUUUGGCAGGCAGGUAGCCGAUCUCGUCUACACCGGUGCUUUCCCUACCCUCCGCGCUUGGCGUAUCUACUGGACUUUCUUUAUCUUUGAGGCUAUCUGCUACUGCGUCCUGCCGGGCGUUUGGGCCUGGGGGAAGCCUCUACCUCAUGAGAACGGAAGGCAGUUGAAGUACUUGUGCAACUGCUACGUCAGCUUCCACUUUACAAUUGCCGCCCUGGCUGUCCUCCACGUCAGUGGUCUCUUCCCGCUCUACACCUUUAUCGACGAGUUUGGCCCUCUACUGUCCGUGGCUAUCUUCAGCGGCUUCCUCGUGUCCUUUGUCGCGUACUUCUCUGCUCUCUGGAGAGGCGCCCAUCAUCGUAUGACUGGGUAUCCUAUCUACGAUUUCUUCCUCGGCGCCGAACUGAACCCUCGCAUGUUUGGUAUCUUAGACUUCAAGAUGUUCUUUAUGGUCCGCAUCCCAUGGUUCAUUCUCUUCGGUCUAAGUUGCGGUACCGCGGCACGUCAGUACGAGAAAUACGGAUAUAUCUCAGGCGAGGUGCUUUUCUUAGUCGUAGCACACUACCUCUACGCAAACGCCUGCGCCAAGGGCGAGCAGCUCAUUAUCUCGAGUUGGGAUAUCUAUUACGAGAAAUGGGGCUUUAUGCUUAUCUUCUGGAACCUCGCUGGUGUCCCUAUGUCGUACUGUCACUGUGCUAUCUUCCUGGCUAACCACCACCCAUCCGAGUACAAGUGGAAACCCGUUGCGCUCGCAGCCCUCUCUGUCUCGUACCUCUUCGUAUAUUGGGUCUGGGAUACCACAAACAGCCAGAAGAACGGCUUUCGCGCCCAGGAGCGCGACCAGCUUAUUAAUCGCAAGACCUUCCCCCAGCUGCCGUGGCAGACAGUCAAGAACCCUAAGACCAUCACCUCGGCGAGGGGUGACGUGAUAAUGGUCGACGGCUGGCUCGGCUACGCCCGCAAGAUUCACUACACUUGCGACAUCUUUUUCGCCCUCUCCUGGGGCCUGAUUACGGGCUUCAAGAGCCCCUACCCUUGGUUUUACUCCGUCUUCUUUACUAUCAUGGUCAUCCACCGCGCCAUCCGCGACGCCCGCCGCUGCCGUGAGAAGUACGGCGACGCUUGGGCCCAAUACGAGCGCGAGGUUCCCUACCUUUUCAUCCCUUACGUCAUCUAG
Molecule: messenger RNA, 1530 nt
Organism: Fusarium falciforme
Lineage: Eukaryota; Fungi; Ascomycota; Sordariomycetes; Hypocreales; Nectriaceae
Product: Delta(24(24(1)))-sterol reductase
Exons: 4
Coding region: 1-1530 (509 amino acids)
Biological process (GO): ergosterol biosynthetic process
Cellular component (GO): endoplasmic reticulum membrane
Molecular function (GO): Delta24(24-1) sterol reductase activity
Source: RefSeq, a predicted model, not a curated record